Magallana angulata is the source of this 2157-nucleotide messenger RNA. RefSeq names its product guanine nucleotide-binding protein-like 1. Gene Ontology annotation, molecular function: GTPase activity; GTP binding. Bases 99 to 1805 code for a protein of 568 amino acids. The record is from RefSeq and is a predicted model, not a curated record. The transcript is spliced from 13 exons. Lineage: Eukaryota; Metazoa; Mollusca; Bivalvia; Ostreida; Ostreidae.
ACCUCGGCACUAAAGUAAUUUAACUUCCGGUAUAGAUCACAAACCUAUUGCAUAAGUUAAUGCCCUAUUCUCUGUAAGUUUUAAAUAUUUUGUUGUUGAUGCCUCGUAAGAAGCCUUUCAGCUCUAAGCAAAAGAAGUUUCAGUUACAAGAAAAGCGCAGAAGAAAGAGGAACGAUAAUGAUAGCAGUGAUGACAGUGAAGGAGAGCAAGCCACCAGUAGCGAAAGGUUAGAGGUCAACAAGCAACCUAAAGAUUUUGCCGGCAAGAAAAAUGACCCAAACAGGUAUCGCCUUCAUUUUUUCAAAGAAAGUAAACAGGAAGUGGAUGAGAGAAAAUUAAGGGCAAAGACUGAGCCUGUUAUUCCUAAGAAACUGACAGAUUUGGAGAUUGAUUUUGAGACUGUCUACAGGCCAGGGUCUGUUUUAGACAUUCCAAAGCGACCACCAUGGGACUACUCUAUGUCCAAACAACAACUGGAAGCCAGAGAAGAAAAGUACUUCCAGAAAUAUGUUGCUGGUAUCAUGGAGGAACACACUGCCAAGGAGCUGAGUUACUUUGAGAUGAACUUGGAGACCUGGCGACAGUUAUGGAGGGUGAUGGAGAUCUCGGAUGUGCUGCUUCUGAUUGUAGAUGUUAGAACACCGGUUUUGCACUUUUCACCAGCUUUGUACAGCUAUGUGACAAAAACUCUGCACAAGUCCAUGAUAGUGGUCAUAAACAAAAUAGACCUGGCUCCAAGGGCCUUAACUGUGGCAUGGAAACACUACCUCUUGACUAAAUUUCCUGAGCUCAAAAUUGUCCUCUUUAGCUCAAAUCCUUCAGAAGCUGAAUAUGCUAAAGGUGGUGAGCUUCAGCAACAGAGAAGAGCCUUUAAAAGAGGAAAAAUUAACAGAUACAAUCAGUCAGUAGGUCCAUUGCAGCUACUGCGAGUUUGUCAGGAAAUUGUAGGGAAUAAAGUUGAUUUGUCUAGCUGGGAGGAGAAAAUUCAUGCAGACCCAGAUGAUGAAGUGAAUGACAUUGACGAAUCUCUCCCUUCUGAAGAAAAAGAAGGACAUGAGAUGUUUAAUGGUGGAGUUCUUACCAUAGGAUGUUUGGGAUAUCCAAACGUUGGAAAAUCCUCUUUAUUGAACGGACUUGUGGGAAAGAAGGUAGUAAGUGUGUCAAAAACCCCUGGACACACCAAGCAUUUCCAGACAAUAUUCCUGACACCCACGGUCAAGCUUUGUGAUUGUCCAGGUCUAGUCUUCCCGUCUAUAGUAGAUAAAUCAUUGCAGAUUAUUGCUGGCAUCUAUCCAAUUGCUCAAGUAAGGGACCCAUAUUCUGUGAUUGGGUACUUGGGGGAGAGGAUCAAUUUACCAAAGCUGUUAAAACUGAAGCACUCAGACAUUGAUGAGGGUGACCAAUGGACAGCCUUUGAUAUCUGUGAAGCUUGGGCUUUGAAGAAAGGAUUUUUAACAGCUAAAGCUGCUCGACCCGAUGCCUACAGGGCUGCCAAUCAUCUCCUAAGAAUGGCUUUGAUAGGGCGGAUCUGCUUGUGUUUGCGACCCCCAGGUUAUACUGCUGAUGAAGAACUAUGGCUCCAUCACCAGGAGACGAAGCAGCUGUCUGAGGAACUCCAUAAGUUUGAGGCCAAGGACGUGGAAAAUGAAAGUGGCGAGGAGACUACAGAUGAUGAAUUUCAGCAAGAGAAGGGAGACAACUCUCCCUCAGUAAGUGAAGAUAAUUCCUCAUCACAGGAAGAUGAGGGGGAGAGAGGUAUCAUGGGAGGAAGGAAUCCAUUUGCCGCACUGGCUGGGGAUGACUAGUCAGCUCAUUCUAUAGAGCUUUGUUAUUUCUAUAUCAAUUUAGGAUUCAAGGUGAACGUUUACAAGUUAAGGUUUGAUGAUGUUUUAUUAUAUAUUCCAGUAUUAGCAAAGAAGAAAAACACCUUUUUUUUACAUACAGUUGUAGCAGUAAAAUGAGUUGGUGCAAUGAGUUUUUUUUUUACUCUAAGUAACCUUGGAGCUAAGUAGAGUUUGUUAUGAAAUGAUUCUGUUUUUGAUUAUAUGAAUAAAUAUGUUGUCAAAUUUUAUAACAUCAGUUCAACCUUUUUAUAUUUAUUAUAUGAACUUGUGUUACUUUUUUAUUACCUUUAAUAAAUAAAGAUGUACUCUUGUA